AUGUCCCCCGGCGCGCAAGGACCCCGCGGCUGCCCGCGCCGCGCCCGAGCGCCGAGCCGAGUCGGGACGAGCCGAGUCGGGACGAGCCGAGCCGAGACGAGCCGAGUCGGGACGAGCCGAGCCGAGACGAGCCGGGACGAGCCGAGCCGAGACGAGCCGAGUCGGGACGAGCCGAGCCGAGACGAGCCGAGUCGGGACGAGCCGAGCCGAGACGAGCCGAGUCGGGACGAGCCGGGACGAGCCGAGCCGAGCCGAGUGGGGACGAGCCGAGUCGGGACGAGCCGAGUCGGGACGAGUCGAGCCGAGACGAGCCGGGACGAGCCGAGUCGGGACGAGACGAGCCGAGCCGAGCCGGGACGAGCCGAGUCGAGCCGGGAGGAGCCGAGUCGGGACGAGCCGAGCCGAGCCGAGUGGGGACGAGCCGGGACGAGCCGAGCCGGGACGAGCCGAGAAGACAUCACUUAUAAGGAAGAGGAAGACUUGACACUCCGGCCCCGUUGCUGCCUUCAGUGCUCCGAGUCCCUAGCGGGACUCCGGGCGGGUGGAAACACUGAGCAGGGUGACCAGGAUCAACUUAAGGAAUUGUAUUCAGCUGGGAACCUGACGGUGCUAGCUUCUGAUCCCCUGCUCCACAAACACCCGGUGCAGUUAGACUUCCACUUCCGCCUCACCUCCAAGACCUCUGCCCAUUGGCACGGCCUUCUCUGUGACCAUCGACUCUUCCUGGAUAUCCCUUAUAGGGCCUUGGAUCAAGGCAACAGGGAAAGUUUGACCGCGACCUUAGAAUAUGUGGAGGAGAAGACCAGUGUGGACUCCGUGUUUGUAAACUUCCAAAACAACCGGAAGGACAGAGGCGCCCUGCUAAGAGCCUUCAGCUACAUGGGCUUUGAAGUUGUUAGACCAGGUCAUCCAGCUCUCCCUCCCUGGAACAAUGCCAUCUUUAUGGUAUAUCCACUUGAAAGGGACCAUGGCCACCUGCCCAGUGAGCCUCCCUGAACGUGCUGAUUCGGGCUUGGCACCUUGAAUAACUGGGAACAAAGGCCCAGGGAUAUGAUUCAGAACACCUUCCAUCCUAGGGAUUAAAGGGUAGUGCAAUCCUUCACUGUGUUUUUUUUUUUCCUUUGG
Messenger RNA from Sorex fumeus (smoky shrew), 1125 nucleotides. RefSeq names its product ornithine decarboxylase antizyme 3 (gene OAZ3). Gene Ontology annotation, molecular function: ornithine decarboxylase inhibitor activity. NCBI's taxonomy places the organism in Eukaryota, Metazoa, Chordata, Mammalia, Eulipotyphla, Soricidae. Gene Ontology annotation, biological process: positive regulation of protein catabolic process. Gene Ontology annotation, cellular component: cytoplasm; nucleus. The record is from RefSeq and is a predicted model, not a curated record.